GAGAGGAUUAGCAUCAUGGUGAUCCUGCUCAACUGUGUGACACUGGGCAUGUACCAGCCCUGUGAGAACAUCGACUACUCGGACCGCUGCCAGAUUCUGCAGGCCUUCGAUGCGUUCAUCUACAUCUUCUUCGCGUUGGAGAUGGUGGUGAAGAUGGUGGCGCUUGGGAUCUUUGGCCGUCGCUGUUACCUGGGAGACACCUGGAACAGGCUGGACUUCUUCAUCGUCAUGACUGGGAUGGUGGAAUACUCGCUGGACCUGCAGAAUAUCAACCUGUCGGCCAUUCGGACGGUGAGGGUUCUUCGGCCGCUCAAAGCCAUCAACAGAGUACCAAGUAUGCGGAUCCUGGUGAACCUGCUGCUCGACACUCUGCCCAUGCUGGGCAACGUGCUGUUGCUCUGCUUCUUCGUCUUCUUCAUCUUCGGCAUCAUCGGCGUGCAGCUGUGGGCGGGGCUACUGAGGAACCGCUGCUACCCGGAGAAGAACUUCACUCUGUCGUCAGGUAUGACUCUUCCAACUCCGUACUAUCAGCCGGAGGAGGACGAUGAACGCCCCUUCAUCUGCUCCUUGCCGUCUGACAAUGGCAUCAUGUCGUGUACCGAUGUGCCGGCGAGGCGCGAAGGAGGCCGCACCUGCUGCCUGGACAAGGAGGAUGCGCUCCACAGACAAGCUCUGGGCCUGAGUCUGGAGCCGCUGACCAACGGCAGUGGUGCAGGUGAAGCGAUGGGUCUGUGUAUCAACUGGAACCAGUAUUACACUCGCUGCCACACAGGGAACAGUAACCCUCACAAAAGUGCCAUCAACUUUGACAACAUCGUCUACGCCUGGAUUGUCAUUUUUCAGGUGAUCACUCUGGAGGGCUGGGUGGAGAUCAUGUACUACGUGAUGGAUGCUCACUCCUUCUACAACUUCAUCUACUUCAUCUUACUCAUCAUUAUUGGUUCGUUCUUCAUGAUCAACCUGUGCCUGGUGGUCAUCGCCACCCAGUUCUCUGAGACCAAACAGCGGGAGCACCAGCUGAUGCAGGAGCAAAGGGCUCAGUGCCUGUCCUCCUCCACGUUGGCCAGCAUGGCUGAGCCGGGAGAUUGCUACGAGGAGAUCUUCCAGCUGGUCUGCCACGUCCUCCGCAAGGCUAAGAGGAGAUCCACAGCUCUCUACUACACGCUGAGGGGCAAGCCCCCGCCAGCUGGUGGAGGCAGGGGUAACAGGCGCGCCGGAGGGAAGAUGAACGGAGAGCGGCAUCACUCCAGACACCCAAAAUCAUCCCACUGUCCACACCAGAGCAAGCAAGACCACGGCUCUCAGACAGAAGCCAACUCCAUCAGUCUGUCUGUCCCUCAAAAUCCAGAGGACUGCCCCAUAUGUGCGCUGUCGCUGAAAGACGGGGCAAGGGCAGCGGGAGACUCUGACAACCGCGAGGAGGACGAGGAGGAUGCUGUGAAAGAAACGGACAAGGAAGAGAACCACUUAGAGGAGAGGGGAGAAGGGGAGAAGAAGAAGAAGAAGAAGAAGAGGAGGACGUGCUUCGGACUCUGUAGGGACCUUUGGAAGGGUAUGAGGAGGAAACUUUGGGGCAUUGUGGAGAGCAAGUACUUCAGCCGGGGCAUCAUGAUCGCCAUUCUCAUCAACACCAUCAGUAUGGGCAUCGAGCAUCAUAACCAGCCCGAGGAGCUGACCAACGUCCUGGAGAUCUGCAACAUCGUCUUCACCAGCAUGUUCACGCUGGAGAUGAUCCUCAAGCUGACUGCGUUCGGCUUCUUUGAGUACCUGAGGAACCCCUACAACAUAUUUGAUGGCAUCAUUGUUAUCAUCAGUGUGUGUGAAAUCAUCGGCCAAGCAGACGGCGGCCUGUCAGUGCUGAGGACCUUCCGGCUGCUGAGGGUCAUUAAGCUGGUGAGGUUCAUGCCUGCACUGAGGCGGCAGCUGGUGGUGCUGAUGAAGACGAUGGACAACGUGGCCACCUUCUGUAUGCUGCUCAUGCUGUUCAUCUUCAUCUUCAGUAUCCUGGGGAUGCAUAUAUUUGGCUGCAAGUUCAGUCUGAAGACAGAGGCCGGAGACACGGUGCCCGACAGGAAGAACUUUGACUCCCUGCUCUGGGCCAUUGUCACUGUCUUUCAGAUUCUGACUCAGGAGGACUGGAACAUGGUGCUCUACAACGGCAUGGCCUCCACCUCCCCCUGUGCUGCUCUCUAUUUUGUGGCUCUCAUGACGUUUGGAAACUAUGUGCUCUUCAACUUACUGGUCGCCAUCUUGGUUGAGGGCUUCCAAGCUGAGGGCGACGCAAACCGCUCCUACUCGGAAGAUGACAGGUCCUCCUGUAAUUUUGAGGAGACUGAAAAGCAGAAAGACUCUCUGCAGCUCUCAGACCCAAAGAUCUGUACGCUGACCCCCAAUGGGCACAUGGACUUGUCCUCCCUGCCUGCUGGUCUGUUUCCAGGAGAGAGGUUGACCUUUGCUCUUGGCUCCAGGAAGAAUAGCGCUAUUUCUCUUGGCAGGGCCAACCUGGAGCAGAGGGCUUUGUAUCCCUGUCGGCGUUACCACAACUGGGGACGCACGCUGCCUCACCACCCUCAGGCCCUGUGGGCCCGUCGUUCCAGCUGGAACAGCCUGGGAGGCGGCCGGCCUUGUUCUUCCUCAUCUCCCUGCGCCAGUCCAUCCUUCACUCCCACUUCCGCAAGGCCCUUCUAUGGCUACGGCCUAGGUGGUCUGGGAGGGUUGGUUGGAGGGAGCCUGCGUAUCCGUGGUCCCCGUGCCUCGUCAUCCCCGCACCGACACUUCCAUGGCGUCCACCCAGACGAGGAGGAGGCUCUGCUCUCUCCUCCCGCUGUUGCUUCCCACUCUCUUCACCUCCCCCACCCUAUGCUCCCAGGUCACUUUGUACCCAGGAGGGACCGCAGAGCUCUAUCACUGGAGCUGCCCCACCUGCUGCAGGUGCCGGGACCCCCACACCCUCCACCACUGCCGCCGCCGCCACACCACCUACCGCCCCCCAUGGCACUCCACAGGAAGAAGAGCGUCUCUGGUGGGAUGAUAAUCAGCGCAGGUGGUGGCGGUGGCCUCGACAGUCUGGGUGGGUUAGGGGGGGUCCACCAGGACUGUAACGGGAAGACGCCGCUGUCUCAGCUUCUCCAGCCCCCAACUAGACACCAGACCGAGCAGGCCGGAGGGGCGGACCCCCAGAGCCAGCUGAUGACUGACGUCUUCCCCCAGGUGAACGCGCGCAGCAAGGACCGGGAGGACCUGGAUGAUGACAUCGAAUAUAGCUUGUGCUUCCGCAUCCAGAAGAUGUUAGAGGCGUACAGACCGGACUGGUGUGAGAGCAGAGAGGACUGGUCCGUCUUCCUGUUCUCCCCACAGAACAAGUUCAGGCAGAUAUGCCAGUCGAUUAUAGCCCAUAAGCUGUUUGACUAUGUGGUGCUGGCCUUCAUCUUCUCCAACUGCAUCACGGUAGCUCUGGAGAGGCCCAAGAUAUUACAGGGCAGCUUGGAAAGAGUCUUUCUCACCAUCUCCAACUACAUCUUUACGGCCAUCUUCGUGAGCGAGAUGACUCUCAAGGUGGUCUCCAUGGGUCUGUAUGUGGGUGACCAGGCUUACCUGCGGAGCAGCUGGAACGUCCUGGAUGGCUUCCUGGUGUUUGUGUCUUUGAUCGACAUCGUUGUGUCCAUGGCGGGUGGGGCCAAGAUCCUGGGGGUGCUUCGAGUCCUCAGGUUGCUCAGGACAUUGCGUCCUCUCAGGGUGAUCAGCAGAGCUCCGGGUCUGAAGCUGGUGGUGGAGACCCUCAUCACUUCCCUCAAGCCCAUUGGCAACAUCGUCCUCAUCUGCUGUGCUUUCUUCAUCAUCUUUGGUAUUCUCGGUGUACAGCUGUUUAAAGGCAAGUUCUUCUACUGCUUCGGCCCCGACGUCAAGAACAUUACCAACAAGUCUGACUGUCUGCAAGCCAACUACAAGUGGGUUCACCACAAGUACAACUUUGACAACCUGGGACAGGCUCUGAUGUCCCUGUUUGUCCUUGCCUCCAAAGACGGCUGGGUUAACAUCAUGUAUCACGGCCUGGAUGCUGUUGCUGUGGACCAACAGCCGGUGACCAACAACAACCCGUGGAUGCUGCUGUAUUUCAUCUCCUUCCUGCUCAUCGUCAGCUUCUUCGUCCUGAACAUGUUUGUCGGCGUGGUGGUGGAGAACUUCCACAAGUGCCGCCAGCACCAGGAGGUGGAGGAGGCCAAGAGGCGAGAGGAGAAGCGUCAGCGGCGCAUGGAAAAGAAGAGGAGGAAAGCCCACAAGCUGCCGUACUACGCCAGCUACUGCAACGUGCGCCUGAUGAUCCACACACUGUGCACAAACCACUACCUGGACCUCAUCAUCACCUUCAUCAUCUGCAUCAACGUCAUCACCAUGUCCCUCGAGCACUUCAAUCAACCUCACUCUCUGGAUCUCGCCCUGAAGUACUGCAACUAUUUCUUCACCUCCACUUUUGUUUUGGAGUCUGUGCUCAAACUCAUCGCCUUCGGCUUUCGACGCUUCUUCAAAGAAAGGUGGAACCAGUUGGACCUGGCCAUUGUGCUUCUGUCCGUGAUGGGCAUCAUUCUGGAGGAGAUUGAGAUCAGCUCCGCUCUGCCCAUCAACCCCACCAUCAUCAGAAUCAUGAGAGUACUGAGGAUAGCACGAGUGCUAAAGCUGCUGAAGAUGGCGACAGGAAUGAGGGCCCUGUUGGAUACGGUGGUCCAAGCCCUGCCUCAGGUGGGUAACCUGGGCUUGCUCUUCAUGCUGCUGUUUUUCAUCUACGCCGCCUUAGGAGUAGAGCUUUUCGGAGAACUAGUUUGCAAUGCGGACUACCCAUGUGAGGGUAUGAGUCGUCACGCUACUUUUGAGAACUUUGGCAUGGCCUUCCUUACCUUGUUUCAAGUCUCCACGGGCGACAACUGGAAUGGCAUCAUGAAGGACACAUUGCGGGAGUGCCCGCCCGACCACGGCACCGACAUGGACUACGCCUGCAAUCCGAGCCUUCAGUUUAUCUCGCCCAUGUAUUUUGUCUCCUUCGUGCUCACCGCCCAGUUCGUGCUCAUCAAUGUGGUGGUGGCUGUGCUGAUGAAGCACCUGGACGACUCCAACAAGGAGGCCCAAGAGGAGGCGGAGAUGGAUGCAGAAAUUGAGCUGGAGCUGGCCCAGGGCACCCUCUGUUGCAUGGGCGCCCCCAGUUGCGGGGGUGGGGGGGUGGAGAAGGGACUGGUCGUCGCAGGAUCAGGGCCCGGAGGCCCGGCAGGAGGCCGGGAGAGAGGAGACGGCCGAGGAGAAGCAGGGAGGAAGAUGAGGCAUGCAGCAGCCACUGCACACCAAGGACUGUACAACUCCCGCAGCUCCAGUCGGACCCUUUACUCACCAGCACAAGAGAGCCAGUGGCUGGACAGCGUUUCUCUCCUGAUCAAGGACACGCUAGAGGGGGAGAUGCUGAUGAUCGACAACCUCUCUGGCUCUGUCUUCCACCACUACUCCUCCCCUGCACCCAUCUGCAAAGACUGCAAGAGCCACCCGCAAGAGCAGAUCAGGAUGGCAGAGAUUGAGCAGGCGUCUCUGAAAUCAGAGCAGCUGUCGGACAAGUCUUCGUCCCCUGCGCUGCCAGACGACCUGAGCCUGGACGAGAACACUUCCUACCAGCUGCUGGCGCGAGGGGGCAAGGGAAGUAGCAGCAGUGACUCUGAGGAGGCCGGAGGUGGAGGCCACCAGACUCGAACCGUGGUGCAGAGUCAGGUGCAGGGGCUGGGUCAGCCCUGCAGGGCCCUCUGCACUGGUUCUGAGAUGGACACCACUCUUCAGGAGAUGGACCUGCAAACACACCAAGCACACAUGCGUUCACCUCACUGCAGCCCCGGUGGCGUUUCAAGGAGCAGCAACAAGGACAGAAACAAAGAAGGAGCAGGAGGAGACAGAGGCAUUUCUCCUCUCUUCCAUCUGCCUGCAGAGUUCUUCCACCCCGCAGGAGUAAUCAUCCCAGCGCCUCCCCGCAGUAGGAGCCUAAGGUUGACAAGGAGCCAUAAGCUGACUUCCCCAGCCUCCUGGGCUUCACUCCGCUCCCCGGGAGCCCAUAGAGAGAUGCUCUGUACACAGUUCCCGUCCCACAGUGACUCGUCCCUUGCUACAGGCAGCUCUGAAGGUAGCCUCCAGACCACCCUGGAAGAGGGACUGAGCUUCAGCAUCUCUCCGCCACAGAACUUGGAGCUGCCACUGCCAACAGCUCCCUUACCACUUGUGUGCCCUCUCCCAUUGCCUGAAGAUAGGACUAUCCUCUCCUCCCCGGUCCAGACCCUGAGACCAAGGUCCAGUCCCUCGUCAGCUUUAACCCUUCAGGCCACCAGGGGCCACCAGCGGAGCCAGAGCAGCGGGCGAGGUAGCACCAGCCCAUGCUACACCCGCGACGACUCCAUUGACCCUUCAGAUGAAGACCUAGGUAUAGGCAUUGGAUCGUCAAUUGGUGGUUGUGGCUCCAGCCAAGCGGGCAACAGUGAACACUUGUCAGAGACACUGAGCAGCUUGUCACUGACAUCACUGCUGUCCCCCAGCUCCCUGGUGUACCCUGGAGGAGCAGUGAAGAAGUGCAACAGCACAGGCAGCCUGGACCAAGGGGGGGUGUUGCUGUCAUCCCGGGGCAAGGAUGGCCGCAGGGAGAUUCUAGGCCUGGAGCUUAUGGACCCCCAGGGCUUCUUGGCCAAUCCCUGGACAGGGGCAUUAGUCGAUAAAAGAAGAGGAGACGGAAGUGUGGAAAUAGGAGUUGGAGAAGAAGGAUUCAAAGGGAAGAGCUCAAGCCAAACAACCGUGGGGCCUUGUCGAAAAAACAGAUGAAACCUGCUGUAAGCUCCUCCUUUGUCUCUCCAUUCCUUGGAUCUAAACCCAUUGCCGUCCCUCUCACUCUCUCUGCUCUCCUCAGUGAGAGAGAGGCUCGAUGACACAUGAUGUCCCGUGUUCCAAAACCCAACCCUCAUCCUGCCCCUUCAACCCCUUUCUAUACAUUUGUGACAAGCCCAUGUCCCAUUUUGAGCUGCCUAGGGGAGUGGCCUCGGUUGCGAUCUGCUGAUGAGAAAGUGGCCUGCGGAGUUGAGGCCCAAUCGCUGAAGAUCGGUCCUGAUAUCAUCUUAGCGGCUGUACCUAUGGAGGAGGCUGUGGAAGGUUCUGCCUCACAUUGGAAGACGCAAGAAAGAGCCUUGUUGUUGCUCGACUGUAGUUACCUCUCCUCCAUGUCGGUUCACCGAGGUUUAAAAUGCAAAAACAGAAGCACCCAAACUGAAACAGCUAUCAACGCCAACAGAGACUGCUUUGAUUCGUUUAUGUCUCAGAGGCAGUGCAGCAUGCAAGUGGGCGGAGGCUCAGAGAUGGAGGAAUAUAUAAAGGUGGAAGUAAGCCUGGGAACGGAGAAGGCAGGUCAUUUGUUUGGCUGGGAAAGCAGAAAGCGGAUCUAAUGUCCAUCUGCUCUGGCAGACGGAAACAACAGGUCCUACUCACUCCGGCACAGGACCUUCUGCUGGGUUCAGAUAUGUGAGGUGGAGGAGAGUUCAAGAGUGUGUGCUCACAGUGUGUGCUUGUGUGUGAGAGCACUGCCUCAGGUAUCCAAGGCAUGACUUAAAUCCUUAUCAUCACCUCACCAUACCUCUGUAUUUUUUUGGGAAAAGGGGAUAGGUAUUGACUGAUCAAAGCUUUGUGCCUCUGUCAACUUGGUCUUGAGUGGCAGUGGAAAAAUGAAAAGAAAUGAUUGCAUGGACUGGUUCGUGAAAUUGGUUAUUUUUCUUUCAAUCGCUCAGACAUGAAGAAGUGAGUGUGAAAAAUGGCGUGGAUAGAUGGAGCUUUACAAACCCCAUCCGGGGAAACAAUAACGGAUUCCUUGAGGCAGCCUUGUGUGCACCAACGCAUGGUUAAUAAAGUGGGACUUUGAGCACACUCCCGUUUGACAGCACCUCCUAUCAACAGGCUUAAGGAUUUGAAAUGAACAGACGACACCACAAGAGUCGCGAGGGACCUUGACUGCAUGAUGGACUUGCAUUUAACCAAGAGUUUUAUCUAUAUACAGAAGUGUAUCAAGAUGUCAAUGUUGGGUGAUAACCAUGUGAUUUCUAUUCCACUAUUUUUGUAGAAAAAAAGAGAAUAGGCACGUGCAAGUGUUGCCGUUACUUUGUCCCAACUUAAUUUAACCCAUCUGGUCUUUGACUUGUUUUCUAGGACUUUUUGUCUGCCAGUGGCUUCCAGUUUUAUACCAUUUUUUAAAGGUUUGGACAGUGUAUAAACAACGAAGCAAAAAAUUUCAAACGAACUUUGUGCGCUGAAGUGAUUGUUCCCUCCAGCACAUUUCUCUUUGGGAACAUUGGUUCCUUGUAGGUUUUUUUUUUUUUUCAGAUGUUGGGAGUCCCAGAGGACAACCGGAGAUGGGGACAGCCAUAUUCACUUAGCACAUGAGGAUCGCUCUAGCUCACAGACAUUACCGGCUGCACACAGGGAGCUUUGUUUGCUUUUCAGCCUCCUCUGCUAAAAUCCACGAAUAGCGAAAACCAUCUCUGUCAAAGCUUUAAUUUGAGUGUUACACCACAACAUAUCGAUUAUGGACACAUUUGUGUUCCUUGAGCAUGGUUCUGGGAUUGCAAUACAGAUUUUUUUUCCUAAUGCACUCAUCUUCUCUUCCCCCAUCUCCUCUCACACACAGUAUGUUGUAGCAACACACACCAUAGUUUGAUAUCAAAAGCUGACACUGUAACAAAGAACAAAACUUUUGCAUCUUUUAGUGCAAAGUUAUUUUGGCUUCGGCCACUUGACUAAUCGCUCCAUCCAAAAAAGGUCAUGUUCAAGCCUGAUUUUCUAGAGGUAGACUGUUGUACCCGUCGUAUUUUUUAACAUUACCUUACUUUUUCUUUAUUUCUCUAUAAGAAUGAGGUGAUGUGAGAAAAUCCAAGGGUUUGACCUUUUUUAUCAUGCAAAAUCACUUUAAUGACUAUGUUUUAUCACAAGACGUUGGGUUAGUGAUGCGUGGGUUAAAGACAGCUACGUGUGCGUAUGUGUGCGUGUGUGUUCAUGACUUCAGGUGAAGCGAACGCCUUUCCCUGAAGUGUCCUGUUGCGUCGGUAAAGACACCUGAGAUUAAAAAGAUGAAGAGGGAAAACACAGAGCAACCAAGGGCUGUUUUAGCUUCAAAGAUGUGUCCUCCGAUCUUUCCGAGACAAAUCCUUGUGUCAAUGAAUAUGGCAUCAAAGGCAAAAGCUUGACUAUACAGCAAUAAAUGUUCUAUGUGUAUGCCCUGAGUAAAUGAUGUCAAUGUGAUUUUUAUCUCCUCGGAAUACAACAGUAUUCGUUGCUGUCUGCUUUUGCUUCUACACGUCUGAACUCACAACCAAUGAGAAAAAGCACUUGUGCCCUCUCGGAGACCAAUCAGUAGAGAGAUGGGUUGCAAUUGGACGGCAUGAACAAAUUAGGUUAUUGAACUCAGGUCGGGGGGUAAAAACCACUAUUAAAGUUUUUAAGACAGUUGUAAAGGUGUGCUCAGACGGAAUGCAAAGCAAAUGUUCACCUCGCUUUUAUUCGCACAAAUUUGACCGCUGGAGUGUUUCUGUGCUCCGAACUCGAACGCCAGAGAACAGCCAGCGCACCACAUGUUAGCUAACAAUGCACCGACUGGGUGUGUGAGCAGAGCGUGCCUUUGUACAGUUAUUGUGCUGUAGCUCUGACAAAACGGACCGGGAGCUCAAGCUGUUUUUCCAUCAUUUGACUUCCUCCACCACCCCCACCCCCACCCCCCCAACCGCCUUGUCUCUGUAAGUUUUGUGGAGUGGAGUUCAACAGCUGGGGAUAACUCAUUAUGUCCAGUAUUUUCAACAUGUGCGGACGCAUUUAUGCUUCAAGUCACGCUGCCUUGAGCAAACCCGUGUGCACCCCCCACAUUGAAUUUGUAUGCAAUGUGUUUGCUGCCUCUGAAAUUUGCUUUGUGUUCGGUCUGAACAGACCUUAAGGGUGUACAAUUCACAUUUGUACAUAUCUUUGUAUUCUGAUCUGCAUGUAUGCAUUGCUGCCAGUGACCAUGAUUAUAUCAUUAGUAUGCAUUUCAUAAAAUUGUACAAAGUUAAA
Molecule: messenger RNA, 10092 nt
Organism: Hippoglossus stenolepis (Pacific halibut)
Lineage: Eukaryota; Metazoa; Chordata; Actinopteri; Pleuronectiformes; Pleuronectidae
Product: voltage-dependent T-type calcium channel subunit alpha-1I
Biological process (GO): positive regulation of calcium ion-dependent exocytosis; neuronal action potential; calcium ion transmembrane transport
Cellular component (GO): plasma membrane; voltage-gated sodium channel complex; neuron projection
Molecular function (GO): low voltage-gated calcium channel activity; voltage-gated sodium channel activity
Source: RefSeq, a predicted model, not a curated record